AGGAGUGGGGCUGAGGGAGCUGGCCGGAUGAAGAUUGGGAUCAUAAUCCCAGGGAGAAAGAGUAUAUCGUGACGGUUGAAAAGUUGGUGGCGUCGGGCUUAAGGGGAGGAGCGGGCGCUCUGGCCCCGACUGGGCAGGUCCGGCCCGGAUCGAGGACGCGAGGUGCCUGGAGACUAUCUAGGGGCCAGAGGAGGAAGGGUGGAGAGAUGAUGGUUCUCUGGACCCUUCCUUGAAACCUAGAAGAGGAUAUCCACAUUUCAGUUUCUCCACCUAUCAAGUUUUAAUUCAUCAUGGAUAAUCUGUCAGCAGAAGAAAUUCAGCUGAGGGCUAACCAGGUUACUGAUGAGUCUCUGGAAAGUACAAGGAGAAUCCUGGGUUUAGCCAUUGAGUCUCAGGAUGCAGGAAUCAAGACUAUCACUACGCUGGAUGAACAAGGGGAACAACUAAAACGCGUAGAAGAAGGCAUGGACCAAAUAAACAAAGACAUGAGAGAAGCAGAGAAGACUUUAACAGAACUAAACAAGUGCUGUGGCCUUUGUGUAUGCCCCUGUAAUAGGACAAAGAACUUUGAGUCUAAGAAAGCCUAUAAGGCAACAUGGGGAGACGGUGGAGACAACUCUCCUAGCAAUGUAGUAUCUAAGCAGCCAGGCCGAGUGACAAAUGGUCAGCCUCAGCAAGCAACCACAGGAGCAGCCAGCGGCGGAUACAUUAAACGUAUAACAAAUGAUGCCAGGGAAGACGAAAUGGAAGAGAACCUGACUCAAGUGGGCAGUAUCCUAGGAAAUCUAAAAAACAUGGCCCUGGACAUAGGCAAUGAGAUUGAGUCUCAAAAUCGACAAAUAGAACGGAUCACAGAAAAGGCUGACACCAACAAAGAUCGUAUUGACAAUGCCAAUGCCAGAGCAAAGAAACUCAUUGACAGCUAAAGCUACUGCUGUACUUCUUUAUCAUUUAUUCACUUCCCUAGCUCCUCCUUCAAAGUCAUUACCUUUCCAGAGUUUGAAAUUUUGGUUCCACACUCUUCUAAUCGGGAGAUGAUGUGGAAGAAGAUCUAGGAGUAACAGCCGCCCUAUUCUUUUAUUUUCUCUUUUUCCCUUGAGGGUAGACUGUGGCUUAGUUUUCCUUCUAGUACUUUCUUUCUCAGUCCAUACUCUUAGGUUGGUUUUCAUACAUCAUAUAUAGUGUUAUUUUUCAUUCUCUCCAUUUACUUAGCAAGUUCUUCUGCUUUCAAACUUUGGAAGCAUUGCCAAAGACAGCCAUGUAAAAGGCUGGGGGCAGUAGGGGCAGGCACAAGGAGGAGAGGCAAGAGAUAAGAGGUUGUUACCUCAGUAAAACCUGCAGACCCUAAAGCCAAAAGUUGCAUAACCACAGUGAAGAUCUAGUUGGGUUUAAUUUCUGUUUAAGUUGCAGUUUUUGCCAAUUUAGGCCAAUGCUUGGUUUUGGAGCCUGUAUAUACAAUAUUUUUGUUAUACAUCACAACUUUGCAACCUCUGCUUCAAAAAACAGAAUGAGUUUUCUUAAAGUGAGCUUAAUUUCUGAACUCUUGGUGGUUCAUCUAUGUACAUAGAUUCUAUGAUCCCAUUUCAUAUUGCACCAUAUAGGAACGCAUGGUAUAAAUGAAUGGCUUUUUAUUUUCAUAUUAUUAAUAGUAUCAUGGUCCCAUUACAGGCCUAUUAACCUCAUAAAUUUGUCAUUAGUCUUUGAAGAAAAAAUAUGUAAAUAUGUAUAUAUAAUAUGAGAAUUUCUCUCUACAGCAGGGCUUAAAAUUUUUUGGAAAAGUUUGACAAAGUAUAUCACGUGAAUUCAGAUUUACCUCAAUGCCAAGAAUUCUGUUUAGAUAGGAAAAAAAUAAACUUCUUUUGAUCUCAGGUAGAAAAUAGUUAGAUUGCUUUGAGUUUUAUGUAGCUUUAAACUUUUUUAAA
This is a messenger RNA of Mesoplodon densirostris (Blainville's beaked whale), 1922 nucleotides long. It is a transcript of the gene SNAP23, whose product is annotated as synaptosome associated protein 23. Gene Ontology annotation, molecular function: SNAP receptor activity; syntaxin-1 binding. NCBI's taxonomy places the organism in Eukaryota, Metazoa, Chordata, Mammalia, Artiodactyla, Ziphiidae. Gene Ontology annotation, biological process: synaptic vesicle priming; synaptic vesicle fusion to presynaptic active zone membrane; exocytosis. The record is from RefSeq and is a predicted model, not a curated record. Bases 291 to 926 code for a protein of 211 amino acids. The transcript is spliced from 8 exons. Gene Ontology annotation, cellular component: plasma membrane; synaptobrevin 2-SNAP-25-syntaxin-1a-complexin I complex.